This is a messenger RNA of Gekko japonicus, 837 nucleotides long. RefSeq names its product olfactory receptor 1038-like. The record is from RefSeq and is a predicted model, not a curated record. NCBI's taxonomy places the organism in Eukaryota, Metazoa, Chordata, Lepidosauria, Squamata, Gekkonidae. Gene Ontology annotation, biological process: G protein-coupled receptor signaling pathway. Gene Ontology annotation, molecular function: olfactory receptor activity; G protein-coupled receptor activity. Gene Ontology annotation, cellular component: membrane.
AUGACUGGGAAUCUUCUCAUUCUUGACCUAGUCGUAGCUGAUGAAAACCUUCACACUCCCAUGUACUUCUUCCUGAGCAACCUGUCCUGUUUGGAAACUUGUUACUCCUCAACCAUCCUCCCCAGAAUGCUGGCCAGUUUCUUAACUGAGAACCAAAGUGUUCCUGUUGUUGGUUGCAUGGUGCAGUUUGGGGCUUUUGGUUUCUUGGCAGCAACAGAAUGCUACCUCCUGGCUGCUAUGUCUUAUGAUCGCUAUGUAGCCAUUUGUAGACCCCUGCAUUAUUCUGCUCUAAUGAACGUCAACAUUUGUCUGCAGCUUGUGGCUGGGUCUAGGAUUAGCAGUUUUGGGGUGAAUACCAUCCUGUUGAUGUUCAUACUGCAGUUAACGUUCUGUGGUAACAAUGUGAUUGAGCAUUUCUUUUCUGAUUUCACUCCCAUGAUGAAACUGACCUGCAGUGACUCAUAUCAGGUAGCUUUAUCAGCUACCCUGUCUGCCCUCUGUACCUUGCCCCCAUUUGUUUUAACUAUAACAUCAUAUGUAUAUAUCAUUUCUGCCAUUCUGGGAAUCCCAUCUACCACAGGCAGGCAAAAGGCAUUCUCUACUUGCUCUUCUCACCUCACUGUGGUGACCAUUUUCUAUGGUACCCUCAUCAUUGUGUAUUUGUUGCCAGAUACCAAGGAACUCAGACAGCUGAACAAAAUCAUCUCUGUUUUUUACACUAUCCUGACACCUCUGAUCAACCCCCUCAUAUGUAGCCUGAGAAACAAAGAGGUAAAGGAGGCCUUGAAGAGAACUACUAGAAAAUGUACACAUUACAUAAGACUGAGAGUUCAUUGA